This is a messenger RNA of Labrus bergylta (ballan wrasse), 3897 nucleotides long. It is a transcript of the gene nrde2, whose product is annotated as NRDE-2, necessary for RNA interference, domain containing. Gene Ontology annotation, biological process: negative regulation of RNA catabolic process; regulatory ncRNA-mediated heterochromatin formation. Gene Ontology annotation, molecular function: protein binding. Lineage: Eukaryota; Metazoa; Chordata; Actinopteri; Labriformes; Labridae. The record is from RefSeq and is a predicted model, not a curated record. Gene Ontology annotation, cellular component: catalytic step 2 spliceosome.
CUGUUUUUAUGCGACGUUACUGUCAUGGCUCUGUUUCCAUCAUUUGCUGAAGAGGCGACUAACAAAGUUGAAGAUUCGCCCAAAGAAUUAGACUGGCUGAAAAACAAGAGUUUUAGGAGCGGAGAUGCCCUCUCUCUUCAUCAUCGGUUUGCUGAGAAGACCAACGACAGGCAGAAAGAAUCAAGUGUUGAUAAAGACGUAAGCUCUGCAGAACAGGAGGAGGAGGAAAAGAGUAAUGUGCCCCCCAAAAAGAAAAAAAAGAAGAGUGAAAAGAAGAGAAAAAAGAAGAAGAAACACAAAAAGAAAAGCGGGAGGUAUUCUGACAGCAGUGGGUCUGACUCUGACACCAUUUACCCCAGUCAGCUGAAAAAGGAAGAAGAGGAAAAUGGUUCCCAACUUGCACCAAUAGCAAGCCAUUUCUCUUGGUUGGAUGACCUUCAGACACGCACAGAGCAGCUGUUCUGUGUUGACCGUAAAGCAGACUCUGCCAACUGGACGUACAAGUCCCUAUACAGAGGAGAUGUAGCCAGGUAUAAGAGGAAAGGAAGCUCAUCCUUGGGUCUGGACCCUUGCAGACAGGGAGUCAGCUGGGAGGAGUCAGAGUCAAAUAAGAAACAGAAAGGCAGGGACAAGAAGAAAUCAGCAGAUAGAUACUUCUCCACAGUCAGUCGCCAGCUCCUGAGGUCUGAGGCCCCUGUUCCUGCCAUACCAACUAUUCCUGAGUGCAGUGAUGCCAAUAGCCCAACCUCUUUUCUCCCCCUGCGUGACCAUGAGGAGAAAAAAGGAGGACAGAUGGGUGACAGAGUGCAGACAUCAUGGGUCAAUCCCCUGGGUGUGUAUGACUCCUCCACAGCGCUCUGGCUGCAGGGGAAGGGACAGCCAGACCAGACUGAGGAGGAGAAGAAGGACACACAGACGAAGCAGGGUGCGGUGCUUUUGGCCGGCAGGACUGAAGAGUUUAACAGGCGACUCAGAGAGCAGCCAGAAGACACACAGCUAUGGAUAGAAUUUAUAAGAUACCAGGAUGAGCUGAGUGCAACAGUGUUUGGAAGCGGUGAGGAACAACAGGGCAGUGAUUUGGCUGAGCGUCACAAGUCUUCCUACAGGGCAGUCCUGGAGAAGAAGCUCAGCAUCGCAGAGCGUGCAGUCGAGACCAACCCGAGAUGCAUCGACCUGCAAUUGGAGAGGCUCAAGAUCUGCCAGGAGCUGUGGGAGCCCUCACUUCUAGCUAAAGAAUGGAAGAAACUGGUGUUCGUGCACCCAAACAGUGCCCCCCUGUGGAGGAAGUAUCUGCUGUUCACCCAGAGCUACUUCAGCAACUUCACUGUGUCCAAGGUGAACUCAGCCUAUGGGAAGUGUCUCAGUACGUUGAGCGCUGUGCGUGAUGGCAGCAUGGUCUCUCAUCCCAUCCUGCCCGGGCUUGAGGAGGAUAUGUUGGAUAUUUUCAUCCAGCAGUGUCACUUCCUGCGUCAGGCUGGUCACUCAGAGAAAGCCAUUUCUCUGUUUCAGGCCAUGAUCGACUUUACUUUCUACAAACCUGACAGCGUACAGAAAAUGUCCACUAAGCAGCAGGUUGAGUUCUUUGAGCCUUUUUGGGACAGCGGGGAGGCAAGGGUUGGAGAGGUUGGGGCCAGAGGUUGGAAGGCUUGGAUGCAACAACAAGAGAAAGGAGGGUGGUUACAACCCAAUCCAGAGGAGGAAGAGGAGGAGGAAGAGGAAGGAGAGGAGGUAAAGGAUCGGAGCCAGCCAAGAUGGACAGUCUGGUUGGAUGUGGAGUCAUCUCGGGAAGCAGCCCACUGGCUGCCCUGGAGGCCUGACAAAGCCAAGGGCCAAUCAGAAGAGGACUGUGAGGAUCCAGACAGACAGGUGUUGUUUGAUGACAUCGGUCCGUCCCUUAUUUGUCUGUCUUCACCAGAGCUCCAGCUCCGUCUUCUUCUCCGUUUCUUCUCAUUCCUUGGCCUGCCUGUAGACUCAGUGCUCUCUGCUGCGUCCUGUCACCCCGGCCUGCUCCUGGAGAACCUUUCUCUGCUCACUAAGGGGAAUGAUCUCAGCCAUCCCCUGACCUCCGGUGACCUACCUGACCUCGGUGUGGACUCUGUAGGUCACAUGACCACUCUCCAGGGAACAAGGAAGUGGGUGGGGCUCGGGAAGCAAGGGGAAGGGUUCUUCACCAAUGUUUUCCGCAUGGUCCAACAUGUUCUUCCUGCCCAGCACCGAGCCAUCCUGUCACUCAGUUGGAUGCGGUAUGAGAAACUCAAAGUUUUGCGUUGCCUAUGUAGCAGCAAUAAAAAGCGCCUUCGCUCUCAGGGCAAGAGCAGCAAACGGGUUGCCAAGCAACUUCUCAAAGAACCAGACAACCGCUCGUCACUGGUGCUGUGGCGGGAGUACGCCCACCUGGAGUGGAUGCUGGGCAACUUCGAUGAGGCUCGCAAAGUCUUUUCCACCGCCUCGGCAUUAGGGGGUACCAAAGGGCUGACUAGCCCCUCCCUCUGUGAGCUGUGUCUGCUGUGGGCCCAGCUGGAGGUGGAGGGUGGGGCAGGUUCACAAAGAGACGGCCUCUCUGAUGUCACCAUGUCCCCAGCUGUGUGUGUGCUAACUAGGCUAGCAGAGGGAACCUUCUCAUCGUCCUCCUCAUCAUCACAGUCUCUCACUCCUGUUUCCAUCCUGAAAGCCAGGAGGUCUUAUGAGCAGACUCUGACAGCUGACUUGUUAGCCCUUGACCAAAACAUCCACAACCUUGAAGUCAACAGAAAAGGUGAAGGGGACCUGCUUGGAGAGAAGCUGAGGCUGAGAGGCCUGGUUGGCUGCUACGCUCUGUUCCAGUACCUCACGAUGGGCAUCCAAGCAGCUAAUGUUGUCUACAGCCAGGCUAGAGAGAGGAUGGAGGAGCUGCACCACAAACUGACACUUAACAAACAGCUUAACAGUAACAGGGAAGCCGACCUAGGUGACUCGGUGGCUACCACUGAGGGUCGCCGACCUGGAGCUGAUAUUGGACACCUCAGCAGGCAGUGGAUCAACAGGCUGGCUUCAGAGUGUGAGGAAGUUGCAGUACAGCAGGCAGGGUUGCUAAAGUACCACAUGGGAAAAAGUGUGUUUCCACUGGCGACACUGAGACAGAUGCUGACAUCUGCUCUCUCUACCUGGUCCGGCAGCGCUCUUUGGAGCAUAUACAUACAGGUGGAGAACCGUUACCAUAGUGCUGGGCGGGCCCGUCGCUUUUUCCACUCUGUAACUAGGGACAACGAAAGAGUGCUACCACGCCUCUUUGCCAUUGUUGCUGAAGAACAAAGGAAGCAGCUGGUGGAUGCUGCUCAGAGAUCUUGUAACCAUGACGCUGCUUUGCCCAUCCUGCCAGAGAACGGCCUCAGCAACCGUAUCCGUGGACUGUUUGAAAACACCAUAGCAACAGAGCUGGGUUCUCACUGUCCUUUACUUUGGAGGAUGUACAUGAACUUCCUGGUGUCAGAAGGGAAGCUGGAUAAAGCCAAAGGGAUCUUUUACAAGGCCUUACAAAAUAUACCAUGGGCUAAGGGUUUGUACAUGGACGCAGUGCAGCUGUUCCCCGAGCAUCUCCAGGAGUUUGUAGAUCUGAUGACAGAAAAAGAACUCCGAGUGCGACUGCCUCUAGAAGAACUGGAUAUACUACUGGAGGACUGAACACACACACACACACACACACACACACACACACACACACACACACACACACACACACACACACACACACACACACACACACACAGCUGCAGUAUAAAAGAGUUAAGUUGUUGUGAUCUUCUCUAAGUUGGGCUUGAAGCCAUCCUUUGUACAUAAUAACUUUUAACUCUUUUUCACAGCAAACUUUGACAAUUUAAUGACCAGACACUGAUAAUAAAUAUAUGUUUCUCAUUAGUA